Messenger RNA from Camelina sativa (false flax), 865 nucleotides. RefSeq names its product protein SOB FIVE-LIKE 6-like. The record is from RefSeq and is a predicted model, not a curated record. Lineage: Eukaryota; Viridiplantae; Streptophyta; Magnoliopsida; Brassicales; Brassicaceae.
GGCUGCACUGAAAGAGUAUAUCCUCUUCUUAAAGGCCUUGAAGCCUAGAGAGAUAGAAAACAAAUAACAAAAAAAAAAGAGUUUUUUUGGGAGAAAUCAAAAGAAAAUGGAUAUAUCGGAUUUAUAUUUCAGCGACGCGGGAGACUCAAGUUGGACAAUGUACUUAGACCAUUCUCCUUCUGUUUCACUGCAUCGUCUAGAUGAUAACAAUGGAGAAACAAGACAGGAACAUGAUGAAGAUUCUUCAAUGGUGUCGGAUGCAUCUUCUGGGCCUCCAUAUUACCGCGAGGAGACCAUUCCUGAAGAUCCCAUCCAACAAAACACGCUAUAUUGGUGCAAAAACAAGAGCAAGAAGAAGGUUCAUAAAGAACAAAGAUGUAGUGAGAGAAGCAACUCUUCACUUGAUGACACAGCUAGUUCAUUGCCGGUUGAAGAAGAAGUUUCAGCGUAUAAGCAACAUCUAGAUGGGUAUCAACGGCUUGAUGAUUUCUCUCGAAGCUACUCCACAAGAAGAAUAUUCAAGGGAAACUUUAACUCGGGUUUCCUACAACAAGAUUUCACAGUUGAGAAAGUAGCAUUGGAUAAUCAAGGUGCCAGUAAUCAGAAGAAGAGGAGAGCAAUAAAGAAUGAACUUUGAAUAUGUAUUAUUUGUUUCCAUUUUAUUAUUUUACAUCUGCGUUCAUUUCUCGAAAGUUGAAAAUUAAGAAGAAAAAAAAAACAGAAGGAACACCUUCUCAUCCUUUAAUGUGUUUUGCUAUCAUGUACAUUGUCUUUAAGAGAACCAUGUGGUUUUUCUUUUUUCAAUUAAUAUAUGAUAAAUCUUAUGUAAUAAAUAUUAUUGAAUUGUAGUUGAUUUCGACGUGUA